GGAGAGACUUGGACACAGGGAGACCCUGGGAGAGAGACCUGGGGGUUAGAGAGAGAGAGGUCCCGGGGAUAGAGAGAAGGUUUGGAGGACCGAUCACUGAGGGUAUGAAGGCCGAUAAGAACCUGGUGCGGCUGGCGGUGGUGCAGCAGCUCAGGGCUUACGGGAUCAAAGUGAAAAACUGGAACAAGGCGAACAACAGCCGAGCGCUGGGCCGGGACCACAGCCGGGACAAGAAAACUGUGCCCAAUGUGGUGUUUGGUACAUCUCUGAAUGCACUGCCACAAUGCACUAUUCCCGAUCAUGGCACCAUUCCUCAGAUCCUAGUUGAUACCUGUAUCUACUUAGAACAACAUAUCCAUACAGAGGGUCUCUUUAGAAAAUCAGGAUCCGUGAUUCGUCUUAAAGCUUUGAAGGCUAAGGUGGACCAGGGUGUGAACUGCAUUAAUAUGGCGCCCCCUUGUGAUGUGGCCGGGCUUGUCAAAUGUUUUUUCAGGGAGUUACCUGAACCUGUACUGCCAACAGAACUACAUGAAGCCUUCAUUAAAUCACAGCAAUUACAAAACAACGAGAAAAUUUAUACCACAAUUCUUCUGUCCUGUUUGUUACCUGAAAAAAACGCAAAUACAUUGCAUUAUUUCUUGAGUUUUCUUAAAAAUGUGUCUCUCAGGUCAAAAGACAACAAAAUGGAUAGCAAAAACCUGGCUGUAGUAUUUGCACCCAACUUCUUCCAUUCAGGAGAUGGAGGUGACAAGGUAACAGCCUUGACAGAGAAGCGACUCCAACUUCAAGCUGCCGCUGUGCAUACACUCAUUGACAGCUUUCAAGAAAUUGGUCACGUUCCAGACAUUGUGUUAGAAAAGAUUCCAGCAAUGCUCGGUGUUGAUGUCGGAUCGAGCAGUUCAUCAUUGGACAACAUAGAAGAUGGAGAUGGACCAUUAACGGAGGGAUGCAAGAGACGAAGGAGGCGGAGUGUUGGGGACAUAGUUAGCGGAGCACUAAGUAAGCUUAAAGCAAACAGAACACCUUCUGGGACUCCUCAACCUGACACAUCGGAACGGUCUUCAGCAACUCCAAUAAUUAUGACUCCAACAUGUAAACGCAAAGUGCAAGUUGAUUCUUCACACAGCCUUGGAUUUUCAAACAAAAAACGACGAUCUCUAAGACAGAACCUGGGUUUCGAGCUGUUACCCAGUAGCAGCUUUCUUAGUCAGAAUUCUACACCUUCAUCAGAUGGGGUUAAGAAGGAUGGUGUUACUUCUAAGACACAAUUUAUUGAAAUGAGUCCUCAAGUGGCUUUGGAAUCCCUGAAAAGUUCUCUGUUCCUAUCUGAUGGAAGCAUUCAGUUUCAGGCAACUGCUUCACCUUCAGGAAAGAGGCGGAAAAGUAAAAGAUUGGAAAACAAAAAGAUUGAGAGGGUGGAGUCUGGGAAAGCUGGAUGCUUUUCUCCCAGAGUGAGUCGAAAAGAAAUCGUACGCAAGUCUUUGCGUUUAAGGUUUGGCCUUGGAAAAAUCAGAGAUACGAAUAUGUUCUCUUCUGGCUGUUCAGCGCCAAAAAGAUCAGAAAAUAUUGGCUGGCGACUUGCAAAUCAGCACGAGGCUGAUGACUCCAUUCGGUUCCCAGUGGAAGAUCUAGCAUUCAGUCCAGUUGCAAGGUACAGAAACACAAGAUAUUCAAAGCAUGUUAGUAAAUCGGAAGAAAACCUUCUCACUCCGGCAUUUGAUAAGGACACGCAUCGAAUGUCUUGGAAUGAUGCCAGUCCGAUAGGGCCUAAUGUAUUUUGUGAUCAUGUUGAUAUGGGAGCGCCUUUAGAGGGGUAUCUAAAUUCCAGAAGCUAUCAAUCAGAACCUUUUCUAGUCACUGUAAAGCCACCGACUAUACCUGAGGAAGUGAGUAGCCAAAGCUUAGCUAAGAGCAAAGACUGUUUAGAUGAGGCUGGGAACAUUGUGGCAGGAGAGACUGUGUUGAAAAUUAAGAAGGCAUUUUCAGAAUCGGGGAGCAAUCUUUGUUCUCUGAUUGAAGACAGUGGACCUAUUGUGGACGAUUUAUCCAAAGACAAACUAUUCUUGGAGAACCAAAGUUUCACUCCUCUGAAAUCUACCAGAUCAUUUGAAGAUUUGUUCGAUCGGAAAUGGUCUUGCUCUGAAUUUUCAUCAAAACCGGUAGCUGAAAUAAAGUGUCAAGGCGCCAAACUAUAUCAGUGCGCAGCAGAUGUAAGCAAAACUUAUGAUAUAAAUAACCAAAAUUGCAUUAAUAAUGUGGACCAGCAGAAUAUCAAUGAAGUUGUGGUACUGCAAGAAAAAGAACUGGACCUUCCAUCUUCAGCUGAGGAUGAGACAAAUUUAAAAGACAAACAAACACCUUUGAAGUGUGCCAUAGUACCUUUAUUAAACAAAACAGAACCUCCAACUCCUAUAGGUAAAACUAAUCAGGAGUCAUCAAAUUUUGAACAAAAUGAAAAUGCCAGCACUCUUGUAGAGAAUCUAACCCCACCAAAAUCUCUAGAUACAGAUGUUAAUCAUACCUUUGAAUUGCACCAGCCCCUGCUCUUAACUCGCGAAUUAGAGCCUACUUUAAAUCAGAAAACUGAUGUAAGUUCACUAUCUGGAGGUUUAGAAUCCCCUUCAAUUGCAGCUCCAUUGAAUGUUCCUUCAGCAAAGAUUUUGCCAAAUCCUGAUGGAGAGACUGAAUAUGCCCAUCAAUUAAAAGUGGUUGAGCACAUUCAACGGUUUAAUACUCUUUCGUUAAAUGAUCAGACACCAAAACACACAUGUGUUAAAUUGCCUUUAACUUUUAAGCGCACUUCAGUUCGUCAGUCUGUUAAAAGGAUGAAUUCAUUGUGUGUUAAAUCAACAACAAAUACAACCAGAUCAUGUAAACAUGUUGCUGACUCUCCAGUAGUAAAAUCAGUAAGCCAUGAAAGUCUUUUCUCACCUUGCGCAGAAUCAAGCUUAAAACAUAUCCCGGAUUCAGUUACAAACACAAAAAUGAUGAGUAUGAAGCCAAAUGAAAAAAGAAAUGUGCACAAAAGUAGUUUGUUUAUUGAAGGUUUUUGCCAAACUAAAUCAGCAAAUGAUGCAGGAUGUUCUGCUGCGUUUAAGAGCUGCCAGCAGAGCACCAAACAGUCAGUUUUUGAAGAUUUGACAAACCGGAAAGUAUCUCUAAAGCAAGAUGUCAUUGUUGAGAAAAUGCUGUGUAUAACUCCAGAAAAAACCCUGCCUCAUCACUUGCUGAGCAGAAUCUCUGAAAAAGAAAAAAUCCGUUACAAAGGUUCACCAAAAUAUCCUAUAUCAGCUAAACUUCUAGCAGCUAAAGAAUCAAUAAAUCUGUAAAUGUGUGAAAUGUAUUCUCUGGUCAUUCUGCAUUGCUGCUGUUGAUGCAUUUAAUUGCACAAGUUGGGCUCCUAAUAUUAGCUUCAACAUGUAAUUUAUCAGGUUACAAUUACUUGGGAUGCUGGAAUUUUUUAUAGCAAUUGAAAUUGUUUUCUAUUAUUACAAUAAAUGUGUUUUUGUACUUUUCAGUAUUUGCUAUGUGUAUGUAUUUUCCAUUGGUUAUAUAGUAGUUUAUCUAAGCUGCAACCAUUGCCUUGUUUCAAUCCUAUUGGUUAAUUAAUAGCAGCCAUUUUAUCAUUUUUUAGAUGUAGUUCUUACAAUGCGCAUAACCAUUUAAUAGCGAGCUAGUUCCACAAAAAGUUUCACUAAUGUGAACUAACAUUUGCUGGAAAUUUAAACUUCUUUGGAGCCUCUGGCACUUUAAAAAUAAUAAAUCAUUGUAAAACAUUGCUCGUCGAUCAGGUCUGAAAUAAUAGCAAGCAUUCGCAACUAAAUUUUCCUGUCUCGCUCAUUCUAUUUAAAAAUGUUUUGCAUCAGACACUGAGAAAUCUUUUCACCUCCAGUCUUGGUCAGCAGUUUUCUGCUUUGUUUUGUAACCUAUAUUCUUAAGCAACAUACACUGUAUUUUAUUGUAGAUUUUUAAUUUUAAAUGAGCAGGCAUAUUAGUGCUGAAUUAUAACUGACCGGUUGUAUGGUAAUUCAGGUUGUAAUCCAGAACUGGUAACAUUGCUUUGCCAUUUGGGAAAAUACUGUUCAUGUACAAGUUAUCUUUAUGUUUUACCUUUUAAAAUACCAUUGUUUGCUUUAUUUUAUUUACUGUAAUGUUUCCAGUGCUAUCAUUGUACUUUAAUUUAAGAGCAAGAAUGCAAACUGCAAAAAAAUAUUCAAAUCAGUCUGAACUUGUUUUGAGCAUAUGGAUAAAUGUUUACAGCACUCAGUAAUUUAUAUGAGCUGAGCAGAAUUUGAAAGUUGGAAUAAAACUGAUUUUGCAUUCUCUUCUG
This is a messenger RNA of Callorhinchus milii (elephant shark), 4330 nucleotides long. It is a transcript of the gene arhgap11a, whose product is annotated as Rho GTPase activating protein 11A. Bases 105 to 3329 code for a protein of 1074 amino acids. The transcript has 13 exons. The record is from RefSeq and is a predicted model, not a curated record. Gene Ontology annotation, biological process: signal transduction. Lineage: Eukaryota; Metazoa; Chordata; Chondrichthyes; Chimaeriformes; Callorhinchidae.